Molecule: messenger RNA, 1020 nt
Organism: Guillardia theta CCMP2712
Lineage: Eukaryota; Cryptophyceae; Pyrenomonadales; Geminigeraceae
Exons: 2
Coding region: 9-953 (314 amino acids)
Biological process (GO): ubiquitin-dependent protein catabolic process
Cellular component (GO): nucleus
Molecular function (GO): protein-N-terminal asparagine amidohydrolase activity
Source: RefSeq, a predicted model, not a curated record
UGACGAUCAUGGUGGGGGGGGAGGCCCUGGGAGGCCCGAUCAUGAAGAAGAUCCUUACAACUCCGUGUCUGAUGAGGUCAGCUCAGGAGUUCAGCGCUCAGGAGGUGAAACGAGUAGGGAAGGAUCAGAAGAGCGUGUGCAUCCUCCAGUCCGAAAGCGCAGCGGCAUGCUCGGAUGACGAAAUGCUGAUCGGGUCAUGUGACGCCACGACGUGCCUCAUCGUGUUUGUAGUCUGCAACUACGGGGUUUCAGUGCUGCAUCUAGAUGAUGGCACUUGUGGCGACGAGGAUUAUCUUCAGAAGGGCAUCAGGUUUGUUGACAGUGAAGCGGACCUGUACAUGGUGGGCUCCUAUGCAGAGCCGUCAUAUCACUCCAAGAAUGUCCUCAGCGCCGCUCUGUCCUUCUUCGAGCAAUGCCGGGCAACCUUCAAUCUCGUCCUCGCGUUUGUGGACGCGGUGAACACACAGGAGAAGGUGGUGAAUGGUGUAGCGAUCCCAGCCCCAAGGAUCACGGGUGCUUGCAUGAAUCCUGUGACUCGCAAGAUCUUCCCUGCAGACUUUGUUGAUCACGGGCCCAAGUAUGUCGAGAGGCGGAUGAGGUGUAUGUUAUCAGCUCCCAACUCGGACGUGUACGACUUUGAGCGUAGACGGUUCAGGUUCGAGCCCUGGCCAUUCAGCUUGUCGAGCCAUGCAGUACAGAGGUACAGGAAGUACGUGGAGUUGGACGAUGCUUCUUUGCUCCGUUGCACCUCGACGUCUCCAGAGGUUGAGAAGGAUGAGUACGCGGAUGACAUGAGAGAGAUGUUUCAAACACUUAUCGACAACCCAUCCAGUGACAAACUAUUCGGACCGAGGCUGGAAGUGGCAAUGUUCGAGUGGCGUAACGAUGGGUGGGCUAUCGUGGCAAGUGGGGAGAUGGAGAGUUCAAGUGCUGUGAUCAUGCAAGCUGCUUGAUUGUUUUGCUAUUGAUUUUUAUGCGCUUUUUUGUUGUUACCUUUCAGUUCUCAAUGAAUUCACCAAG